AUGAUUGGCCUGAUUGUGCUCACAGUCCUGGGAGCUGCAGCUGCAGCCCCUCUGGAUGACAAAAUCGUAGGUGGCUACGAGUGCACCCCUUACACCAACCAAUGGCAGGUAUCCAUUAAUAUCGGCUACCACUACUGCGGCGGCUCCCUCAUCAACGACCAGUGGAUCGUCUCUGCAGCUCACUGCUGGCAAAAGUUUAUUGCUGUUUUGGGUGACCACCACAUCUGGGUACACGAAGGCACAGAGCAGUACAUGUCAGUGGACGCCAUCUACUGGCACGAACUGUACGACUACAAGACCCUGGACUAUGACAUCAUGCUGAUGAAGCUGGCUCACCCUGUCACAGUGAACGAAUAUGUCAAGCCUAUUGCUCUGCCCAAAGCCUGCCCCAACCCUGGAGACAUGUGCAAGGUGACUGGAUGGGGAAACAUCUAUACUGAUUCAGGUGAGCCAUUUCAACUCCGGUGUGUGGAAGUCCCCAUUGUGUCUCAUAAGGACUGUGACGUCUCCUACCCUGGCCAGAUCACUGAGCGUAUGCUGUGCGCCGGAUAUCCGGAGGGAGGCAAAGAUGCUUGUCAGGGUGACUCCGGUGGUCCUCUGGUGUGUAAUGGUGUGCUGCAGGGUAUUGUCUCUUGGGGUUAUGGCUGCGCUCAGCCUAACUAUCCAGGUGUUUACACCAAAGUCUGCGCUCUGUUACCCUGGAUCAACGACAUCCUCGCCAGGUACAGCUAAGCUGCAAUCUCCGAUCACUGAACAACUAGAGAGAGGGCGAACGGGGAAGAAACUGAAGAAGAUGAAGAAGACAGAGAAAGGAGACAGCA
Sphaeramia orbicularis (orbiculate cardinalfish) is the source of this 821-nucleotide messenger RNA. Its product is annotated as trypsin-2-like. NCBI's taxonomy places the organism in Eukaryota, Metazoa, Chordata, Actinopteri, Kurtiformes, Apogonidae. Bases 1 to 732 code for a protein of 243 amino acids. Gene Ontology annotation, molecular function: serine-type endopeptidase activity. The record is from RefSeq and is a predicted model, not a curated record. The transcript is spliced from 5 exons. Gene Ontology annotation, biological process: proteolysis.